Molecule: messenger RNA, 4283 nt
Organism: Dromaius novaehollandiae (emu)
Lineage: Eukaryota; Metazoa; Chordata; Aves; Casuariiformes; Dromaiidae
Gene: GBE1
Product: 1,4-alpha-glucan branching enzyme 1
Exons: 18
Coding region: 535-2358 (607 amino acids)
Biological process (GO): glycogen biosynthetic process
Cellular component (GO): cytoplasm
Molecular function (GO): cation binding; hydrolase activity, hydrolyzing O-glycosyl compounds; 1,4-alpha-glucan branching enzyme activity
Source: RefSeq, a predicted model, not a curated record
AUAUAGGGGCCGCGACGCGGCGCGGAGAGCAAAAUGGCGGCCGCCACCGCCCCAAGCCCGCCCGCGCCGCAGCUGCUGCGGCUGCUGGAACUGGACCCCUACCUGGCCCCCUUCGAGCAGGACUUCCAGCGCAGGGGUCACAGCAGAAAUAAAAAUGGGCACUGAGUGAUGAUUGGUUUUGUGUUUGUGCUGUUGCGUAUUCCCAUGUAUUCCUUCUUUGACUACCUGGAAAAGAAGAUUAAUUCUACUCUGGCUUUCCUGCAAAACCUAGUAAACUGGGUGUAAACCCAGUCUUCAUCAGACACCUUAUAACUACGUUUCAGCAGAAGGUAUUCUCUGUUUUAUAAACGCUUGAAGAACAUUGAGGAAAAUGAAGGAGGCCUUGACAAAUUUUCAAAAAGUUACAAAACCUUUGGAGUUAACCAAUUUGUGGAUGGCGGAGUAUAUUGCAAAGAGUGGGCACCAGGAGCUGAAGCAGUGUUUCUCACAGGUGACUUCAAUGGCUGGAAUCCAUUUUCUCAUCCAUAUAAGAAAAUGGAGUAUGGGAAGUGGGAGUUGUUUAUCCCACCUGGACAAGAUGGUUACCCUCCUGUGCCCCAUGGAUCAAAGCUAAAGGUGGUGAUUCGCGCUCAAAAUGGUGAACUCCUCUAUCGUAUUUCACCUUGGGCAAGAUACGUAGUCCGUGAUGAAGACAAAGUGAAUUAUGAUUGGGUACACUGGAAUCCACCCCAGUCAUAUAUACGCAGGCAUCCUUCCCCCAAGAGACUGAAAAGCCUAAGAAUCUAUGAAUCUCAUGUGGGGAUUGCUUCCCCAGAAGGGAAAAUAGCUUCUUAUAAAAACUUCACAUACAAUGUACUACCUAGAAUAAAGGAUCUUGGCUAUAACUGUGUUCAGCUGAUGGCUAUUAUGGAACAUGCAUACUAUGCCAGUUUUGGUUAUCAGGUCACAAGCUUCUUUGCAGCAUCCAGCCGUUACGGAACUCCAGAUGAUCUGAAGGAAAUGAUUGAUGUGGCUCACUCAAUGGGCAUCACUGUUCUACUGGAUGUUGUGCACAGUCAUGCAUCAAAAAACUCUGAAGAUGGUCUCAACAAAUUUGAUGGUACAGAUUCAUGUUUCUUCCAUUCUGGUCCAAAAGGAACUCAUCAGCUCUGGGACAGCAGACUAUUUGACUACGCAAACUGGGAAGUUCUGAGGUUCCUUCUGUCUAAUUUGAGAAUGUGGUUAGAAGACUAUGGUUUUGAUGGCUUCCGAUUUGAUGGUGUUACAUCUAUGUUGUACCAUAAUCAUGGGAUUGGCACAGGAUUCAGUGGAGAUUACAAUGAAUAUUUUGGCCUACAUGUGGAUGAAGAUGCUUUGUGUUAUCUAAUGCUGGCCAACUGCAUGACCAAUUUAUUGCAUCCAGAAUGCAUAACUAUAGCAGAGGAUGUUUCUGGAAUGCCAGCUCUUUGUCGUCCUGUUGUAGAGGGAGGAGGGGGAUUUAAUUAUCGACUGGCCAUGGCUGUUCCAGAUAAGUGGAUACAGAUAAUUAAGGAGCUGAAGGAUGAAGACUGGAAUAUGGGCAAUAUUGUCUAUACAUUAACAAACAGGCGGUACCAAGAAAAAUAUAUUGCGUAUGCAGAGAGCCAUGACCAGGCACUUGUUGGUGAUAAGACAUUGGCAUUUCGAUUGAUGGACGCAGAGAUGUAUACAAACAUGAGUGUGCUCUCCCCUCUUACUCCAGUUAUUGAUCGUGGAAUACAGCUUCAUAAAAUGAUUCGUCUCAUUACUCAUGCACUUGGAGGAGACAGCUAUCUGAACUUCAUGGGUAAUGAAUUUGGGCAUCCAGAAUGGCUCGACUUUCCCAGAAAAGGGAAUAAUGAGAGCUACCACUAUGCCAGAAGACAGUUUAAUCUUGCUGAUGAUCAUCUUCUUCGCUAUAGAUUCCUAAAUGCAUUUGACAGAGAUAUGAAUAAAUUGGAGGAAAGAUUUGGUUGGCUUGCAUCUCCCCCGGCCUUUGUGAGUGAAAAGCAUGAAUCCAAUAAGGUCAUUGCAUUUGAGAGGGCAGGUCUCGUUUUUAUUUUCAACUUCCAUCCAUAUCAAAGUUAUGUGGACUACAGAGUGGGUGUUGAAACUCCAGGAAAGUAUAAAAUCCUUCUGGAUUCUGAUGCUCCAGAAUAUGGAGGACAUCAAAGACUGGACCACAGUACAGAAUACUUCUCUGAAGAAUAUCCUCACAAUUAUCGACAUAAAUCACUUAUGCAGUCCAAUUCACAGAGCAGCUUCAGUCAACACUCCAGAAGAUGCCACAAGCACCACAUAGAGGUGUACAUUCCCAGCAGAGUGGCUAUUGUGCUUCAGAAUAUGGAUAUCCUAAACUGAAGAUACGGAUAUUCUAUGAGUUGCUUCUCCAGUAAAGAAGAAAUGCUAAAAUACUGUACUAGUACAAAGUAUAACAAAACCUGCUCUAAGGAAGCUUUCUGAAACUAAAGAUAGUAGUAUUAGAUGUUUAAAAUACAGGCUUAAUAUUUACAUAUAAUUGCAGAGCUGUUAAGUUGCUAUAAACUAUUUUGAGGAAACUUUAUGAAAGAGAAAAAUAUCUUUGUAGCUCUGAGAUUGCAAAAUUACACUUAAGGCAUUGCAGAGCAGCUGGCAUUCUCAAAUUGUUGCUUACAGAGCUUUAUCAGGAAUGGUCCUGCUCUCUGAUAUUUACAAUUUCUUGUAAGCCUCUAUCAUUUUGAUGAAGAGUUUGAACGUUCAUUAUAUAUCAGUGCUGCUUAUUAAAAGCAAGUAGUUUGCAUAAAUAAAACAGAAGUUCUUGGCUAAAAAGCAACCUUAAAGGUUUGUGGGACCUCAUUUUGGGCUCCUCUUCUUCAGUGAAGUCCAACAUGUAAUUAAAAACAUUUAUCCAAAUGGAUGGGAGGAUCCUUUGAGAGUAUUGUACUCUGCUAUUUAUCAUUUUUGUAAAUUUCUAAUUAAAUAAAAAACAGUCAAAUGGGCAGGUUGAGUGACUCUGACCUGCUGAUGCUGUUGUAUACUGCUUAUUUGCUGCUGUUCAAAUCACAGUCUGUGCACCUUGGUUUCUACAGCUGAAAAAAAAGGCACUUGACUAUUUUCAAUAGGCCCCUAAGAUGCUCAGGAGGAGGAGCAUUUUGUUCUUACUACAGUGAUACCAUGUUAGGAGAUGUUCUCAAAUUUUAUUUUUUCCCUUUUUACUUAUCUCAAUAAUGUCAAGACCUUGUAAUACUGAUUUCAGCAUUUUCAGAAGCUGCCAUUCAGCUUGGAGCACAAUGUUCUUGCACUUUUAUGACUUUCAAAACAUCACUUACCAUGAAGAAGUAGUCUCAAAAUAUAGUAAUGAAACUAAGGCUUGGGGUUUUUUAUUUUUCCCCCCUAAGUUCAAGGUGGUUAAUUAUUGGCGUGCUGUUAAGAUUGUUCAAGUGAGUUCUUUAAUAAAACUAGGACUUUUUUGUAAAGAGUAAGAUUCUUUAUAGUUGAAGGUGUAUUACAGAGUAUUCUGUAGAGUUCAUACCAAAUUAAAGAGAAAUGCUUUAUUUUGUUCCACAUAUUUUAAAGCAUAUUUGAAUUGGUUCUAAAAUGAAUGAUUCUUGUGUUUUGUACAAGUCUGAGCUUUCUAACUUUAAAAAAGCCAAAGAGGAAGAUGUCCGUGACCAUUUCCAAGUCAUACUUUUACACAGUUUCUUCUGUGGGCCACUAUGUAGAUUAUUGAAUACUUGUGUCAACACUGAAAAUAUUUUCACAGUUCUUGGAAUGAUUGUACUUUAAUACAGUUUACUUUUAAGCAAAAUAGAAAGUAUAAUGGGAUAAUACAGCAUUGAAAGCAAUCUUUUGGGAGACUUCAUACUGAAAGGAGUUUAUGAACAUCCCCAGUCUGAAUUCUCUAUUGGAGUAGAGCACUAUAACACUGUUCAGUAUCAUGGUUCAUUUUCCCCUGUACCACUUUCAUCAUUGUUUGGCAGUGAGCGAAGAAAAGCAUUCCCAUAUGCUGAGACUUUGAAAGAAAUACACUGAACUGUUUUAACAACUGGAACUGAUUAUCAUUUUUGUCAAAUGAUAUUUUGUUUGUAGUGAAAUAAAAAGUGACAUAAUUAUAUCCUGUAUUUACAUUAUAUUGAUCUACUAAUAUAUUUUGUAGAUAACUGGCAGCAGUUCCAGGUUUCAAAAUGUAAUGUAAGGCAAUUGCACUUUCCAGGCUUUUUUUGCAAGGGAAGGAAUAAAUGUGUGAUUUGAAGUAUAAACUGUAUAAAAUUACAUGCAAAUAAACUCUGAGGAGGAUAAAACAUAAA